AUGUUUCGCGAAUUUGCUAUUUCGGAAGAAGAAGGUGGAGGUAUCGCAAUGAGAGAAACAUUCGCCACAGUCGUGACACUUUUAGCCCUUACCGGACACCUGUGUAGCGGGGCUGGACUCGCGAUUGGUAAAGUCACGGUAGGUCCGGUCACUGUUGGACCGGUAACGGUAACAGUGGCGCCUGUCACCGUCCCGUCGGUAACUGUUGGACCUAUUUCCGUGUCCGUCGCACCUAUUACGGUUCCACCCGUAACUGUCUCGAUACCGGCAGUGACAGUACCUCCUGUAACAGUUCCAUCACUCGCCAUUACCGUACCAACCUUGGGAGUUACAGUUCCAACGCUGGGCGUUACAGUUCCGACGUUGGGAGUAACAGUGCCCACGCUCGGCGUCACAGUGCCAUCUGCCAUCCCCAUACUUGGCUCGGUGGCAGGUCUACUGACCACUACAACGACUGCUGCACCAACCACGACCACAACAAAAGCACCUGACAGUACCGUCAGUUUCAACAUCGGUGGCAGCAUUCUCACUGUUGUUGCAUCUGACGUAGCAACAAUUCAGGCUGUAAUUGCUGCCUUACAAGCGGCUGCUGUAACUACUACAGUUGCACCCACAACAACAACAACCACAGCCGUUCCAACUACAACAACGACUACAGCUGCGCUAACGACCACGACUGCGGCCACGACCACAACGGCAGCAGCCACAACAACAACCUUCACUGCCGCAGCAACUACCACAACUGCUGCAGCAGCCACAACAACGACCACGACCACUACCGUAGCUCCUACAACUCAGGCGUCAGGAUCUAUUUCGAUCUCUAUCACGAUCAAUUACAAUGGGUCUAACGUUGUUGUGGUAGCUAACAAUGCUUCACUGCUCACACUGCUUACACAGCUGCUUAAUCAACUGUCCUCUACCACAACAACUGUCGCAGCAGCGAGUAGUUCAACAUCUUCCACCACGACAACGACCACCACAACGACGGCAGCUGCACCGACGACAACUCGUCGCGGAGGUGGUUGCCAUAGACACGAUCACAGCCACGAGCAUUUCGGCUUCGGAUUUGGUGGAAGAAUCGGUAUCGGUGGUCCUGGCGGUGUCCUGAGCAUUGGCGGAGGAAUACGCAUUGGAAGGCCACCGGUCGCUCCUCCUGCUCCGCUCAUCACAUCCGCUCCAAUAGUACCGUUCGCUCCGGUUGUUAACCCUAUUGGUCUCGUUGCCCGACCCGUGCUGACUGCUGCUGGGCGCAUUGUGAAUGGAAUAGGGCAAGGCCUUAGCAAUAUAGCAGGUGGAAUUGCAAAUGCGGCUGGUGCAGGACUUUCUGCGGGGGUAGGUGUGGGCGGUGGUUUUGGCAUUGGUUUGGGCGGCAGAGGUAGUGUAGCGUUGAUGGGUUAGGGAACUGGGAAUAAAACUACAAUAAAGAUAUACACUUGAAUGGUAA
This is a messenger RNA of Anopheles merus, 1444 nucleotides long. RefSeq names its product mucin-5AC-like. NCBI's taxonomy places the organism in Eukaryota, Metazoa, Arthropoda, Insecta, Diptera, Culicidae. The record is from RefSeq and is a predicted model, not a curated record. The coding region runs from base 1 to 1398 and encodes 465 amino acids. The transcript is spliced from 2 exons.